Malaya genurostris is the source of this 3909-nucleotide messenger RNA. It is a transcript of the gene Pngl, whose product is annotated as peptide-N(4)-(N-acetyl-beta-glucosaminyl)asparagine amidase. The transcript is spliced from 3 exons. The record is from RefSeq and is a predicted model, not a curated record. NCBI's taxonomy places the organism in Eukaryota, Metazoa, Arthropoda, Insecta, Diptera, Culicidae. Gene Ontology annotation, molecular function: peptide-N4-(N-acetyl-beta-glucosaminyl)asparagine amidase activity. Gene Ontology annotation, biological process: protein deglycosylation; glycoprotein catabolic process; protein quality control for misfolded or incompletely synthesized proteins. The coding region runs from base 110 to 2008 and encodes 632 amino acids. Gene Ontology annotation, cellular component: cytoplasm; nucleus; cytosol.
CUUAGUCAUUUUCGAUUUUGAGUUGUCAUCGUCAGCAGUUUCUCAUUUUCAAGUAAACAUUCGUCGCGAUCUGGAAAAUUGAUUGAAUUUAGUGUUUUGGACUACUAAAAUGACAACGCUUAACGAAACCUUGGUUCUAGCAUUGGAAAAAAGUAAUACCAAAGAAGGUUACGUGAUCGGAAUAGAAACACUUUUGCGGCUUUUGGACAAUAUCAUUCGAGAGCCGCAGAAUGCUAAAUUUCGCACCGUUCGUUUGGAAAAUAAGACCAUCAAGGAGAAACUGAUGGCUGUGGAUGGAAUGAGGGAUUUGAUGCUGGAAAUUGGUUACAUAGAAUCCAACGGCACCCUAACACUGCCGGCAACCGUAGUUAUAGCCAAGCUGCGGAAGUACCGAGAUUUUAUCUGUGAACGAAUGGAGUUUGUUAAAAAUCCUCCUUCCACCUCGACAGUGACUCUCGCACCAAUCAAGUUAAAAGAUUUACCUGUACAGGGAACGGAGAGCAGUAGUUUAUCGAAACCAGUGAUACGGGCGAGUAGACCGUUCCAGAAGAGAAUAGCAUUCACAAAGGUUUUAAGCACAAAAAUUGAACUGCUUCAACAGCUCGAAGUUUUCUCCGAUCAGGUCAUGCAGUACGAAGAUAAGGAACUGUUGCAAAGUGGAAGAAAUCUUGUUCCUCUGGAGUUGCUUCGUUUGAGGGCAAAGGAAAAAUUGCGAAGGGUCCAAAAAAUGAUCAAGACUGGAACGUUUAAUGACGAAGAGCCCUUGAUGGAAGAUUUAAUUCUGGAAGAGUUUGUUUGCUGGUUUAAAGCGAACUUUUUCCGCUGGGUGAAUGCAUUGCCUUGUUCCAUAUGUGGCAAUGAAAAAACUGAGUUAGUCAAUAAUUUAGUUCAAGAUGACGUUCGUGUUGAAGUUUACCAAUGUUGUAACCAGUUGAGCAGGUUCUUCCGGUAUAACGACGUAGAGAAACUUCUCCACACUCGUUGUGGACGCUGCGGUGAGUGGGCAAAUUGUUUCACAUUCCUGUGCCGCGCUCUGGGUUAUGAAGCCCGUUUUGUGUUUUCCACCGGUGAUCAUGUUUGGACCGAAAUUUACUCUAUUAGAAAACGUCGAUGGAUUCACGUUGACCCAUGUGAGAAUGCCAUUGAUUCGCCGCUGAUGUACGAACACGGCUGGAAAAAAGAAAUUUCAUAUGUGUUUGCAUUCUCUCAUGAGGAUAUCCAGGAUGUCACCUGGAGAUAUUCAAAUAUGCACAACAUCGUCCGAAAGAGACGUAAUAUUUGCACGGAAAAGGAGCUUCUCGAUACGAUUUUGAAACUGCGGACAAAGCGAAGAGGAAAUGUAUCGGAGGCAAGACUGAAAUAUUUACGAAAACGAACACUGGACGAAUGCCUACAGCUGUUGAAUACAAGACCGCCGACCCAAGCGGAGCUCGAAGGAAGGAGUUCCGGUAGUUUGGAAUGGCGACUACAACGUGGGGAAAGAAAAAUGAACGUCUUUUAUAUCUUCAUUCCAAACGAACAGGAGAUUCGGGCAAAACAAUUCAAUGUGAGGUAUUCUUGUGCGAGAGACGCCUACGAAAGGUUUCUCAAAAAUCCAUCUGGAACAGUUUCACUGGAAACAUCUAAAGGAUGGCAAAGUAGACAGUUUACUAGUGAAAAUAUUUUCCGAAAAGAGGAACACGAUUGGAAAAUGGUGUACCUUGCUAGACAGGAAGGAACAGAAGAAGCAUCUAUCUGUUGGAAAUUUGAUUUUUCUAUCCAAGGAUUGAAGAUUCAGGAUAUUUCAAUUACAUUCCAAACACAAACCUACGAAGGUGCUAGCAUUCAGAUUACUUAUCUGAUGGAAGAUGGAAAACCGUUGCCUUCGAUUCGCAGUCUCAUCGGAUUGGGAAAGUUUACAAUACAGGCAAAGCUGAGUGGCGGUAAAAUGUGGCAACAUUCGCAAAUUUUCCGUCAAGGAAAAUACAACGAAGACUAUCCCUUUGAACUGAACGUACAACUGUGUUGAAUUCCAUCGGUAGUUGGACACAGAGCACAGGCUUGCAAUAAAAAUAGUUUUAUGGAAUCGCAGGAAUUAUACAAGUAUUUUAAAAGCAAUUUAUGUUAAAAUUGAUACUACAUAGAUAUGGGAAUUUUUUUUAAUAAUUCGACGUUUUCUAGUCAGCUACGUUAGAAGAGCUUGAAAUAAUAGUAUAGUCGCGAAAGAUGCAUGUUGUUUUUUUUUAUUUUCUAUAGAAACAAACUGGCGGUUCGAAGAACAGAACGAGUUCGACGCUUGCUACAGGUAAAAAAUCCGUUGACGUUUGCUUCCUUCGAUAAAUAUUCCUCAUACCCAUGGCAAGUAGUACCAAUAAGUUUUAUGUCUGACUGCUAUCGACUGGAUGGUUACUAAGUCCGUUGAAAGUUCUAUCAGAAGUUGCGACACGCCGUUAGAAACUUAACGGUUGUUUUAAAAAGCGAUCACCAAGUAGCAAUUCAUUUGUACAGGGGUUCGACCAGCCCAGUAAUCUCUUAUGGGCUCUUGCGUUCGAGCUUUCAUACAAUGUAAAUUCAUGCGUGCAAAUUUGUGCGCAACGGUGAUUUUUAACGGAUUUUUACUUGUACGCUGUUUUUAAAAAAAAUUGUACUAGCUUGGAAGUCUGUUCUCUGUGGUGACUCGAGUUUAGUUAAGGGACGAAGCUGUCGUUUGCUCUUACGGUCUUUUGAAUAAUCAACCGGCGAUUCUAUUAAUGGGUAGAGAUUUUCCUAAACAGCCACAUGAUUUUCUUAAUUAUUAUCUAUGCAUGCUAUAACAAUUUACUAAUUAUUGUCUAUGCAUGCUAGAACGGGAUUUACUUUAGCCCGCGCCACUACGGAUCACAUAAUUGCGAUAAGACAAGUAAUCCAGAAGUGUCGUGAAUACAACUUUUUGACUUAGCUGACGAUAUUGAUAUUGUGACACGUAACCUUUAGAAGAUGACGGAAACCUACAUCGGACUGAAAGCUGAAGCUAGGCGUAUCGGACUGACCAUAAAUGCGUCAAAAACAACAUACAUGAGAGGAAGAGGCUCUAGAGAAGAAACACUACGCCUCCCACCACGAAUAUUGAUAGACGGUGACGAUAUCGAGGUGGUUGACGAGUUCGUGUACUUGGGCUCGCUGGUGAUCGCCGAUAAUGACACCUGCAGAGAAAUUCAGAGACGUAUUUUGGCAGGAAAUCGUGCAUACUUUAAACUCAGAAAAAACCCUUCGAUCGAGGAGAGUACGCCACCGCACGAAAUUGACCAUCUACAAAACGCUCAUUUGACCGGUUGUUCUCUAUGGCCACGAAACCUGGACUAUGUUGGCAGAGGACCAACCCUCAGUGUUUUCGAAAGGUAAGACGUAGAGACGGCGUAUAAAUCACGAAUUGCAACAGCUGCUAGGAGAACAACCAAUCGUACGGACAGCUAAAAUCGGACAUCUACGAUGGGCUGGGCAUGUCAUAAGGAUGUCGAAGUGAAAAUGGUUCUUGAAUCUAAUCCGACUGGUACAAGAUGAAGAGGAGCGCAGCGAGCAAGGUGGAUCGAUCAAGUGGAGGGUGAUCUCCGAAGCAUCUGUGUCUUGAGUGGCUGGCGACGAGCAGCCAUGGACCAAGUUAUGUGGAGACGUAUUCUUGAUACAGCAAAGGACACCCCAGGACUAUAGCUGUUAGGUAAGGUAAGUAUGCUAUACCUAUUCGCUUUAUGUAAAUCACCAAAAGUCUCUAUUGUAAAAAUGUCAUAAUUUUGUCUAAUGAUUUCAUCAUUUACUAAAAUGCGAACGAGGAAGGAAGUUUGGAUCCGAACUUUCCGGUUACUUCAAGACAGUUAAAAUUAUUAACUGAAUUUAUCUCGCAUUUUUUCUAUUACAGCAUUUAAAUAUACUUUGGAGAGGAUGUUUCGGAGAAUC